Messenger RNA from Acaulospora morrowiae, 2163 nucleotides. The record is from the annotation of a GenBank genome assembly. Lineage: Eukaryota; Fungi; Glomeromycota; Glomeromycetes; Diversisporales; Acaulosporaceae.
AUGAACACUUUUCCCCAGCUAAUCUACCAACAAAACGGUUCUCCGAAUGGUCAAGUAUCCCCAAAUCAUUCACCCACCCGUUCACCCUCACCACCAAUCGUAUCUCCGGGUCAAACGUCACCGUCUCUCGGUUAUCCUAACCAUGGUGUUCCAACGAUGUAUGGCGGUGGUAACAUGCCCUUGUACCCAUUUCAACCGAAGUUACAAACGAAGAUAUUAACGCACGCGUUUAGUUCACACAAUCUCCCUAACCAAACCUCGGGACCUCCUGGACAAGCAUUAAUGCCUCCGGCAUCACUUGCCAUAAAUCAACAACAAAUGAAUGCUUUUUCCACGGAUGUAACCAAUCUGUCAAUGGGCAACAGUCUGACCGGAAUAAGUUCGACACACUGGCAACACCAGCUCAAUUACGCACAGUUAUCUCGUCAGUCAGCCUCCCCGCAUCACCACGCCCGGCAAGCAGCAGUUGUAGCCCGGAAUUGUAAUCUUCUAAAUGCGGCAAUCGCGAUAACGGAUCCGAAUAACCCAAAUAAACCUCCACUGAAUGGCGUGCAAACAAAAAAAGAUGCAAAUGGGGAUAAGCAGGAUCAGCCAUUUCAGCAGUGGAUGACAAUUGAUCUGGGUGGUAUGGGCCUCAAGAACAUUAGCAAAGAACUUUUCCAAUAUAAUUUCCUCACCACCCUCUUCAUAAAUUAUAAUAAUCUGACCUACAUCUCACCGGAAAUUUCCAAGCUAAGAAACCUUGUGAUGUUGGAUAUAUCUGGUAACAAGUUGUCUAAUGUUCCACCUGAGAUGGGUAUGCUGACGAAUUUAAGAGAUCUAUUGUUGUUCGACAACAACCUUGUGUCAUUGCCAUAUGAGCUGGGCACGCUAUAUAAAUUGGAGACUCUCGGAAUAGAAGGAAACCCAAUAAAUGAUUCAAUUAAGAAUUUGCUGCAAAAGGAGGGUACACCGGCAGUGAUCUCAUUUUUGCGGGAUAAUUGUCAAGUACCUCCACGUCCAAUGGAAAGGAGUUGGAUAACGUUGGAGAACGAGCCCGCUAGUGGAGAUCGUGAUACCUUUACCCUACUUUGCUACAAUAUCCUUUGCGAGAAGUACGCAACAACGCAAUUGUAUGGUUAUACUCCCUCAUGGGCUCUCUCAUGGGAUUACAGAAAAGAUCGAAUCAUGAAAGAAGUGUUGUCCUACAAUGCAGAUAUUCUGUGCCUUCAGGAAGUUAACACGUCUCAAUAUGAAGAUUACUUCAAAGAAGCCUACGCCAAACUCGGAGAUUACGAGAGUGUUUACUGGCCAAAAUCACGCGCAAAGACAAUGUCUGAUUUGGAAAGAAAGUCGGUCGACGGAUGUGCGACAUUUUUCAAGGCAACAAAAUACCAGUUGAUCGACAAACAGUUGAUCGAAUUUAAUCAAGUUGCAUUACAGAGAUCAGACAUCAAGAAAACCGAAGAUAUGUUCAAUCGUGUUAUUACCAAAGACAAUAUAGCGGUAGUGACAUUGCUUGAGAACAAAGAGAAUUUUUCACGUAUUAUCGUUGUUAACUGUCAUAUUCAUUGGGAUCCAUCAUAUGCCGACGUUAAACUUGUUCAAGUUGCGAUGUUGAUGGAUGAAUUGGACAAGCUCGCCCAAAAAUGGUGCACUUUACCCAACAAAUCACUUUACAAUUACAGUGAACCACAAAAAAUAUCAACCAUCAUCUGUGGUGAUUUUAACUCGACCCCUGAUUCGGGCGUCUACGAAUUCCUCUCACGAGGCACCAUAGGACAAGACCAUAACGAUUUCGGUGAUCAUAUAUAUGGAUCCUACACCUCGGAGGGAUUGUCCCACAAACUAUCACUAAAAUCUUCUUAUUCCAACAUUGAGGAAUUGCCUUUUACUCAUUUCACGCCUUCAUUCACCGGUGUUAUUGAUUACAUUUGGUAUUCUACAAACACAUUGACUGUUACUGGCUUAUUGGGUGGUGUAGACAGAGAAUACUUGUCCAAAAUGGUCGGAUUCCCGAAUGCACAUUUUCCUUCCGAUCACCUUUUAAUCCUUUCCGAGUUCCGAGUUAAACCUCCACAAACGAUACCACAACAACAACCGCCAAAUUUCGUUGGUCUGGCGGGCGCGAGCAGCAGUGGCUCACAACGGAGAUUUUCAUCUCAACUGGGUUCUAAGAAGUAG